AAUUAAUUGAUGGAUCUAGGUAGAACGACGUCUAUAUCUUUCAAGUUAACAUUAAAAUAAAUACUCAAGUAUUGUGGAAAUACCAAGUGAUCGACAAUUCCUCUAACUAUUUAUUCCAAAAAAUUCAAACAUACCAAACAUAAUUAUUAAUUAUCUCUUCUAAGCCUUCUAUGCUCUUAUUAUAAGUUUUGUAACAUUGAAUUUGAGCAGCACAUAUUAAGAGAAAACAUAAGAGGCCAAACCAUGGAACACAAGAAGAACUACAAUAUUGAAACAUGUUCUGAUUCUGCUUCCACUGUUACUACACAUGAAGACUUCAGGAUUAGAAUUGAGUCAUUUCAUGCGCGAGAGAAGGACAUUUCUAAGAAAGAUUCUGCAGAAAAGAAACUUUCUUGGUUGCGUUCUCAGAUAAUUGGUACAAAUAUCAAUUUUGAGACACCAUUUGGAAAACGUAGGCUUACUUAUGCUGAUCAUACUGCCUCUGGGAGAUGCCUUCACUAUAUCGAAAACUAUAUCAUCGAUAAUGUCCUUCCUUUCUAUGGUAACAGUCAUACUAGUGACAGUUAUGUGGGAUACCAAACAACAAAAUUGGUGCAUGAGGCAGCGGCAUACGUGAAGAGAUGCUUAGGUGGAAGAGAAGAAGAGGCAAUUAUAUUUUGUGGUUCUGGUUCUACUGCUGCAAUUAAAAGGCUUCAAGAAGUCAUGGGGAUUUCAGUCCCUUCUAUACUAAGAGAAGAAGUACUCACAAAAUGCUUUAGCAAUGAAACGAAAGAGAGAUGGGUUGUUUUUGUUGGACCUUAUGAACAUCACUCAAACAUCCUUUCUUGGAGACAGAGUUUAGCUGAGGUUGUGGAAAUUGGUUUGGACGAAAACGGGCUAGUAGACAUGGAAGCCUUAAGGGUUCAGCUUGAGUACUACAAGUAUACGAAUAGGCCAAUGUUGGGUUCAUUUUCAGCUUGUAGCAAUGUCACUGGGAUUUACUCUGAUACAAGAGCCAUCGCUCGUCUUCUUCACAAAAAUGGAGCUUUUGCUUGCUUUGAUUUCGCAGCAAGUGCUCCUUAUGCAAAAAUAGACAUGAGAUCAGGGGAAAUAGAUGGAUAUGAUGCUGUUUUCCUCAGCCCCCACAAGUUUCUUGGAGGGCCAGGGACACCUGGAAUCCUUCUAAUGAAGAAGACACUCUAUCGGUUGAGAACUUCACCUCCAUCAACUUGUGGUGGUGGAACUGUUGAUUUUGUCAACCCCUUUAAUGAAAAGGACACACUGUAUGCGGAGAACAUCGAAGAAAGGGAGGAUGCAGGAACACCACCAAUCAUUCAGAAAGUAAGAACAGCACUUGCAUUUUGGGUGAAAGAGUUCAUAAGUCACGAAGUAAUUGAAAGAAUGGAGCAUACCUACAUUGAACUUGCACUACAAAGGCUUCUCCCAAAUCCUAACAUAUGGAUUUUGGGAAAUGUAACAGCCAAGAGACAGGCUGUGCUUUCUUUUCUCAUAUAUACCACAACUUACUCUUCAUCAAGUGAUAUCAAUAGUGAGGAAAGCGAGUUUUACUUAUGGGGAGAAACAGCAAACAAAAGAGAUAAGCCUCUUCAUGGUCCUUUCGUCGCUAAGCUUCUUAAUGACCUAUUUGGUAUUCAGGCUAGAGGAGGAUGUGCUUGUGCAGGACCCUAUGGACAUAGCUUGCUCAAUGUUGAUGAACCUCAUUCUCUUGCUUUCAGAGAUGCAAUUCAAAUGAGUUAUUGUGGAGUAAAGCCUGGAUGGACAAGGGUCAGCUUCCCCUACUACAUGUCCAAGGAAGAAUUUGUGUUCAUUCUAGCAGCAAUAGAAUUCAUAUCGAUUUAUGGACAAAGGUUCCUCCCUUUGUACCAUUUCAAUUGGAGGAGUGGUGCCUGGACUUUCAAGACAAAAGCUUUCAAUUGCAACUUUUGCUGCUCACAAAUGAUGAAAGUAUUGAACCAUGACACAAAAGAAAACAACCAUGGAGGAAGUGCUACCAAGAAAGGUCUUGUUUACAAGUAUGUAAAGUACCUUGAGACAGCCAAGCGCAUCGCUAGUCUACUUCCCAAGUUUUCACCUCAACGGACGAUACCUGAAGAUAUAGACCCCAAUCUUGUACCCUUUAGAGUCUGAAGAGAAUUAGCUUGUUCUGAUCCUUCUCCAAUAUGAUCAUACACUUUGCCAAUGCCUGGUUAGUAAAUUCAAAGUUGACAUGUAAUAAACUAAAAGUAGAAAAAAAAAACAAU
Solanum dulcamara is the source of this 2240-nucleotide messenger RNA. RefSeq lists its product as uncharacterized. The transcript has 5 exons. The record is from RefSeq and is a predicted model, not a curated record. The coding region runs from base 244 to 2127 and encodes 627 amino acids. Lineage: Eukaryota; Viridiplantae; Streptophyta; Magnoliopsida; Solanales; Solanaceae.